Molecule: messenger RNA, 2404 nt
Organism: Nicotiana tabacum (common tobacco)
Lineage: Eukaryota; Viridiplantae; Streptophyta; Magnoliopsida; Solanales; Solanaceae
Product: exocyst complex component EXO70H1-like
Biological process (GO): exocytosis
Cellular component (GO): exocyst
Molecular function (GO): phosphatidylinositol-4,5-bisphosphate binding
Source: RefSeq, a predicted model, not a curated record
UUCUUUCGUCCUCUUCGCCCAUUUCCAUGCUUCUUCCAUCCGAGUCCCUAAGUCAACUGUUCUCAGCCUUCUAUAAAUACGCUUCUUUUCCUCUCUUAUCCCAAUCAAACUGCAUUUUCUUCAUUCCCUCUCUCUCUCUCUCUCUCCCAGCGUCUGUCUUUCUUUCAACGUUCGAAAGGUACAUAACUCUUUUUUUGUUUAACACAACAACAUAGUGAUAGCGUAAAGAAACUUCCAUCUUAACUUAAAUUACAGCUUCCUGAGUUCUUCUGUAAGGCAGGAUAAACAAUGACUGGGUUUUUCUCUUCAUCCAAACCUGCACAUUCUUCUCACAACUCUUCCUCUCCAUCCCCACCUCACACCUUCUCUGAAACUCUAAUGGAGGAUUCAUUAAAGAACGCUGAGGCCAUUAUUAAAAGAUGGGAUCUUGAUAAUGGCUCAUCUAACAGCUCUUACUGCACAAUAUCAAAUCUCUUUCGCGAUAAUCGAGCAGAGGCUAAGCAGUUUGUGGAUGCUGUAAUCGACUUACAGCAUGCUAUGCGAUUUGUUAUCAAGGAAAGUUCCAGCUCCCAACAGCUUGUUCGAGCUCAAAAACUCAUGCAAAUAGCCAUUAAGAGACUUGAGAAGGAGUUCCGCACCAUUUUGGCAGGAAAUCGCUACUUCUUAGACUCUGAAAGUACUGCCUCAAGAGAGUAUUCCAACCGGUCCAGUACUGGUUCAGAUGAAGAUCAAGCUUCUGAAGAUGAUAAUACUGUUGACAUUCAAGCUCGUUUUUCCGAGGUUUCAAUUACUGAAGAAGGUGAAAAGAUUUCUGUAACAGCGGAUCUGAGAGCAAUUGCUGAUUGUAUGAUUGAUGCUGGGUACGGAAAAGAGUGCGCCCAGAUUUACCAACUUAAUCGAAAAUCAGUCAUCGAUGAGACAUUGUAUUGUCUGGGAAUUGAAAGUUUUAAUAUUUCAGUUAUUCAGAAAAUGGAUUGGGAUGUUCUUGAGAAGAAAAUAAAAAGUUGGUUGAGUGCUGUUAAGGUUGCUGUUUGUACUCUCCUUUAUGGCGAGAGGAUUCUCUGUGACCAAGUCUUCGCCGUCUCCGACAACAUCAGAGAGUCUUGUUUCUCGGAGAUUGCUAAAGACAGUGCUCUGGCGCUGUUCACUUUCCCGGAGAUGGUGGCCAAGUACAAGAAAUUGUCUAUUGAGAAAAUGUUCCGUAUUCUCGACCUCUAUGACGUUAUUUCUGAACUCUGGAGUGAAAUCGAAUUGAUUUUCGGCUUUGACUCCACGGCGGUUGUCAGAUCCCAGGCGAUGAGCUCAAUGGAGAAGCUUCGCGAAGCUGCUCGAGCCAUCUUAUCGGAGUUUGAAUCGGCGAUUAAGAAAGAUUCUUCGAAAGUGGUGUCUGGUGGCGGAAUCCACCCGCUAACUCGCUACGUCAUGAACUACCUUGUUUUCCUCAGUGAUUACAGUGGGCCUAUCUCUGAAAUUGUCGCCGAUGUGCCGGUAUCGGUGAAGUCGCCGCUGCCGGAGUCUUACCUAUUGAGUCCAAUCGCCGACGAUGAGAACUCUCCUGCUUGCGCCGUUUCCGUACGGCUUGCUUGGCUUAUCCUCGUUCUCCUCUGCAAACUCGACGGCAAAGCAGGGUUCUACGGUGACGUGCCUUUAUCCUAUUUGUUCUUAGCAAACAACUUAAACUACGUCGUUUCGAAGGUCCGAGAAUCCAGCCUGAAGCUCCUAUUAGGAUCCAUUUGGCUCUCGAACCACGAAGCAAAGGUAGAACAGUACAUGGAAAAUUACAAGAGAAUGGGCUGGAGCAAGGUGCUGGCGUCACUGCCGGAGAAUUUAACGGUCGAGAUUUCUCCGGCAGAAGUGAACCAGUGCUUCUGUAAAUUCAAUUCAGGUUUCGAAGAGGCGUACCGAAAACAGAAUUCAUGGGUCAUACCCGACCCGAAACUUCGUGACGAAGUCAAAAUAUCACUGGCGAAGAAGAUUGUUACAGCUUAUCGAGCAUUUUACGAGAAGAACUGGGAAACUGUUUCAAGGAGUGGGAGCGGAGGCGAAGUGGAGUCAAUUGUCAGAUUUGUCCCUGAUGAUUUGCAAAAUUACUUAUCCGAUUUAUUUUAUGGAACUGGUUUUUCAGAAAAUAGCAGUACGUCGCACGGGUCAUCUUCGCGGUCAACUUCAACGUUCUCAUCUCCAUUACGUUGAUAAAUCCUACUCUUGCUAAGGCAUUUAAAGUGAGGUUGAUGUUAUUGAGUGCAGACUAAGCAUUUCUUGUAAAUGAAAAAAGAUUGUAGAUAAUAGAUUAUACAUACUCCAUAGUUUGAAAGCAAUGAUAAUUAUGCUUGUUUCCACCAAAUGAGUAUUAUAAAUGUUCUUUUAGUUAUAUGAUCAAUUUCACAAGAAAUUUUUAUGUCCA